CUGGCAUCAACAAUAUCAAUCUAAAAUCUGAUAUUUAUUUUAUUAUUAACGAAUACAGUUAUAAAAUAUGUUCGAAUUGUAAAAGGGUUUUGCUGUUCAUCAAACUACUUUUCAAUAUAUUUGAAUUCGGGCAGGAAGUAGGUGAAAGUUAAUUCACUAGCCCGAAAAAGCUAAGCAAAGAAGAAUAACGAAACAGAAUAGAAAUAUGAAAAAAAAUUGCAUUUCAGAGUUGUUUUUGGCCGUCAAGCAUUAAGUGUGGAUGAUAAAGAAUUAAAAAAUAGUGAAAAAUAAAUACUGAAAGUUUAUAAAUUUUUUAAGGCAAUAGUGAGGCAUUCAAUAUAGCCCGAAAUCCCAUUGUAACUUUUGGCGGUUGUCGGGACAUACCGCAAGUGGACUCAUUAGAUUCAAUUGACCCCAUCGUAAUACGUAGUAGCUUACUAUGGACGCGAGAAAAAACAAAAUGUGUAAAGUUAGGCUGUUGAGGCGCCUUCGGCCAGAGUUAAUGGAUAAGUUGAAAACGAAACGAAUGUUAGCCAGAACGGAAUUACAAUUUAGUUCCACAUCAUCGGAGACGGAGGAAGAUGAUGCAGUCGUGGAAAAAAUUAGUGUUCAGUUAAAAAGUCCUUUGGCAUUGGGCAAUCACAAAGACUUCGAUCCCUUCGUUUUAUUGACAGAAGCCCAGCAAGCUCUAAGCAUGAAAAAUGAAAAAGAUGCAACAGAUCAGGCGGAAGCAACGAGGAAAGUUGGCGGGGAAAAUUUGUCUUUAAGCACCACAACAUCAGCAUCAUUUGAAAAAUCAUCUAAGAUUAUAAAAAAAAGUUGUAAACAAAGACCCUACCAAUCGUCGUUGCAAUGCGGACGACGUAUACGAAUAUCCACACUAGAUUCUGUAUAUUACCACAGCGACGGAGAAGGGACAUGUAGCUACAAUUGCAAUAACAAACGAAUACCUGAUGUUAGUGAAGGUGCUAAAGCCCUUUCUCCAACGAGGCGGCGUAGUAGUACUGGAAGCACCUCACCUUUGUUGUCUGAAAAAUGCUCAAUGCGUUUUUCGAAACUUUUUGGUAGCAAUUGUAUUUCAGUUAUGGACGACGAGAAUCCUCCCACAGCUCUAUCGAAAAUACUUUCUAUCAAAGAGUUCGAUCCUUUGGCCCCGCAGCAACAAGUUGCGCUAAUUAUUAAAUCGAUAGUGUCACUAUCUGAGCUCAGUCGACGUGAGGACAACAUUGUUAGUGUGGAUAUUGACAAACGUCGUAUACUAGAAUUUUCCUCAAUGAGUCUAGAAGACAAGAGAAAUUGCCGACUCAAUCCGUACAUGGAUGUUUCCAAUAUCAUCGUUACGCACACGGAUGAUGAAUUCUUUACAUUUUGUCUAUGUAAACACUGUGAGGAAUAUCGGGAACUCGUCAUACAUAUAAUGGUGGAACAAUUUAAGGCCGCACAUAUGGUGGUGAUGCUCUUAGAUGUUCUUAUUAAAGCCUAUGGACCGAUGUUAAAGAACAUCACCGCUUAUAAUAAAUUUGAAAAAUUGCUCGAUAGCAAUAAGGAAAUUUAUUGGAUUACUUGCGGAGUCAUCUAUCACAAGAAGGGAGAGCAUUUGGAUUUUAUAUACGAUGAAUAUUUAUCGGAUAACAUGAUUUUUGUUCUCUUCAGUUCUAUUUUGAUGCUAAACAAUCCGUUGCUGCUAUUGCAAAUAUUGGCUUUUCAUAUAGAGUGUAUUGUUAAAGCGUACGCAGAAGGAUUUUUGGAAAUCGUUGAGCCUGACCAAAGUAAAAUACCAGCUGAAGAAAUGAUUAACUAUAUACUUAAUGGGUAUGACGAUUUAAUUCGCAUAUCGGAGCAAGUUGCAUCAUACCUUUUUGCUUUCGAAAAUGACUUUUUGCGAAAAUUCUCGUUGACGUGGAAGCAUUUAUGUCAACGGCUGUACCAACAACAUGUGCAUUUGCAUUUGGCCGAUACAAUGCUAGCAUGUAUAAUUACACUUAAAGAGGAAGAACUUACAUCACAUCACACAGAUCUUAUAAAGCGUUAUAUACAAUUCGAUGAUACUAUGAAUUCUGUCGAAAAAAGGUGGACAGAUGUUUGGAUCGAAUUGAAUAAAUUUAAUUUGUCGGAGGUGGAACGCAAGAGGCGCAAAUCCCUAAUAGAUGUGUAUCGCAUAUUUGAUACUGUGGUACAGGAUGCCAUUGCCUUUUCGCUGCAGGACAGCGUUGACGACAAUGAUUUUUAUGAUUUCCGUUCUCUCAAAAAUCGACGUUUAGCAUGGAAGAAUAUUAUGUCCUAUACAAAAAUGAAAUGGCCCGAUGGAUUUUAUCAGCCGCCAAAUACUUUAGUGGUGGAUGAUAGAUGUAAGAAAUGCAAUGUUUCAUUAGAAUACCACGCAGAAUAUUGUAAAUGUAUAACAUGCUCAAUCGCUGGCGGACCAAUGCCACCAAGACGAAAUGACGAUGGCAAAUGUUCGAAAUGCUUGGCACAAGAAAUUGUCGAAAAGGAUGUGAAUUUGUACGAUUCGAAAAUUGUAAAGGCCUGUGCCAAUGAUGAUUACCAAAAUUUAACAAAAACUAACAACGGUGCAAAAAGGAAAAGCUCUGCUCUCCAUGAUGUUAGUCAAGAACUAAAUUCAACUCUUUCAUCCGUUGGAGAAAUAUUGAAUGGAAAUGCUGUGAAUAACAAUAAAAAACUCCCUGAAGAGUCUUCAACCACCGGAUACCAUAUUGCAUGGGCAGUUUUCAACCAUUUGAAUUGUCGCAAACGUUUUCCGAACACAACUAUUUCGAAGGAACACUUCUGUCACAAUUGCAAGAUGCCGUCGUGCCGACUAGCCCGAAAAAUUCUCAACAAUGAUAUAUCACUAUCGCUAUCGCAGGAUCUGAUUCACUACUAUCAACCCAUGUCGAUGAGUCGUGAAGACUUGCGUUUGAUUUUGCCCAAUAUUAUGUUGUAUAACCGCAAGUUAGUCGCGUCCAACAAUGGCCUAGAUUUAAUUGAUGUGCACGACUUGGUGGUGAAGAUUUAUUGGAUAUUUAUUAUUUCUGUGUAUGCGAUUUACUUUAUCGACUUCGACGAUGAUGUCGAUGACGACAAUGGAGAUCAGGAAAAUCCAAUCAACGUGGAAGCCCUGGAAUUGGUAAAUAAUGAUAUUGCUGUUAAUAUGGAGAAAAUAACUGGCAACAACGAGGAUACAAUGUUUCUAGAAUUUCUCGAUAAAAUUAAGAGUUUAUCACCAUAUAAUAAAGACCUUGAAUCCAACUUUGAUGCCGCCAUAAACAUUGAUAGCGAGGAAAUACAAAAGAAAUUAAAUGAAAUCCUUAAAAUCACAAAUAGUUCUGAAAAUAUUGCCCAAUGUGAAGACAUACCACCACCUCUGAUUGAUGCAAUAGAAGAAGAAAAUGUUCCCUUCUCAGAGGUAGAUCCUCCAAGUACCGUGGAAUGCCCACCUAAAAAGACAUGCCUGGCGUGUAAAUCAAAGAAAUUUACAGAUGAUCAUUGCGAUAUUGGUGGUGAUCGCUGCAAAGAAAAUCACUCAAGCAAAAAACGUUUAAAAAAGGAUUGCAACCACGCUCGCAUGAAUGAGACUAGGGAGAGACUACGUAAAAAGUUAUCUCAGAUUGUAAACGCACGUAAAAAUUCCAAACCAACUGAAACAGCUUCAGCGCCUGCUGCGGUAGGAGAGGCAGUGGAAACCCAAAAUCAAAUGGAAAACGUCUUAAAUGCAGAUGAACUGAAACUUUUUCAAGAGUUUCAGCAACAACUUCCCGAAUCAAUGCAAAGCCAAUCGUGGGAGGCUCAAUGUUUCUUGGCGACUUUUGAGCAAUUGCGCCAGGCAGCACGGCAUGAGGAAUUUCAAGAUGUAUGUGAUUGCUUGCAAUAUUUGCAAACAAAUCAAAAAAAUGAUUCCAAGUCAGUAAAUAAGAAAUCACAACAUAAACAAGCACAUCAAAAAUCUGCCCACUCAUCUCAGGCGUUACAGGAACCUCCAAACAAAAAAUCGAAUGUAAGUAACAACUCAACAAGGGACGCCUCUACAUCUAGCCAAGGUAUGAAAAUGAGAAACCGCAAUUGUGAGACCAAAAACGAAGCAAUUACAGGCAAACCCACUAAUCCAACGCCAACAGCAGCCACAAAUGGUGCACCUCCCCUGGCAACUUCUAGCGAAACUAAGGCAUUAACUAAUUUGGAUUUUGUUAGCGAAAUAUGUGAAAUAAUUGACAAUUAUUCCAAGGAGCAGGCUAAACGCAGGUGGAUUAAAGAGACCUUGAGUUUUAUCGAGGGUCCCACAGUAGCGCACGGGAAAAAGAAAUCACAGCCACAAACUUCCAAUCCGAAAAAAGCUGCGAAGAAAGCAAAGCAAAAGCAACGAAAGGACGAGGAAAAGCGAAUAGCUGAAUUACAGGACCUUAGGGCGCAAUUUCAGAAUAUCUAUUUCAAGGAGUUUACUGAAAAGCUGAAUUUGAAAACGCAGAAAGCAAACAAGAAACGCGAUAAAAAGAAAAUCGUUGAUAUGGAAAACAAUAUUAAAAAUCUGCAACGUGCCAAAGCAAAAGUUGAAACUGCCAUACUCGAAUUAAUUGCUACAGUGAAGCAAACAAAUGCCGAGUUUAAAUUUUCUUAUUUGCCAACAAAAGAGCAGCAGGUGGAAAAGCUCAAAGAGCUGGAAGGGCAAAAAGAGUGCCCUAAAGAAGGCGUGGAUAGUGUCGAGAACUCUUUGUUAAAGGGAGCAAGCGUGCAUCACGCUAAUGAAACAUGUGUGCCUUCACAGCCUUUUAGUGUGUCGCAGGCGAGCAACUUGAAUAUGGUACCAGAAGCAUAUAGUAUGCCAUACGCACAUGCCAAUCAUUUUCCUUAUAAUAUCGGCUUUCCGCCACCAGCUGCACCUGCGCCUUUUGGUUUGAUGCGUGCUACUCCAAUGUGCUAUGCCCCCCCACCGCCUGGUGCCACAGCGCAACAGCAACCAUUACGAUCCGAUGUUGUUGCUGCUAUGACAGCAAGUGCUACAAGCAAUAGCAGCAACGAUCCCUCCAAAAGAAUUGUUACAAUACGCAGAGUUAAUUUGCCAAAUGUACCGGAGCCCCAGGUCACCGUAACUGCCAAAGGCAGAAGUCCAGAUAAGGAUAAACUGCUCUAUACAUUUAUCAAUGGCCAACUUGUACAAACGGGUACAACGCCACCAACGCCACCAAUGCCAAUAAUAUCUUCAAUGCAACCCCUAGUUCAACCAUUGUCAAGUCAUUUAACCAAGCUACCACCAGAACAUCUUAUGCCUAUACCACCACUUCCCCCACAAAAAUUGACAAAAACGCAAAUGAAGAAGGAACGAAGACGUCUGGCCAAGCUUCAAUCGGAAGCUGAUGCUGCCGAAGAGGCUGAGAAAAUGCGCCAAGAGGAGGAGCAUCGGCGGUUGCAGGCACUAGAAGAGCAGAGGAAAUUGCAAGAACAAGAACUUCGACAACAGGAAAGUGAGCAACAAAAGCAAACUAAUAAAAAGAAGAAAAAAGUAACUGGACAAAAAAUGCAAAAAAAUCAAUCGAACCAAAUCGCAUCGAAAACACAAAAGAAGGAAAAUAAAACAACAACUGCAAAACAAAAUAAAUUAGCAAAUUCGAAUUCCACAACUUCUGUCUCGACCAAUGAGAAUAUUGAAUCUCCUCUGCAGCUACCAAAAGUAAUGAUGGCACAAAAAGCUACAAAACAAAAACGAUCAGUUUCUACAACCACAUCUUGCUCUGUAGUCACAUCAUCAUCGUCAUCUUCAUCCAACAAUUCUAUCAGUAGCCAAAUGAACACCAGAGAUAAUUCAGUAAGUAGCCUUAAACCAGGAAAUUCAAAGGGUUCCACUAGCAAAAAGGGACAGAAGGAACAAAAGUUGGCGGCAGGAUCAAACAACAAGAAAACAAACGUUUGCAGCAAAGGAAACUCUAAGAAAAAAUCAAAACCACCAACAUCUUCUUCCGGAGAUGAUGAUGCACCAAAUGUUAUUGGGUCAACUUCCAAAUCUAAUCAUAGCCCGCAAUGUAAGGGGAAACUUUUGCAAAACGUAGCAGAAAAAAAACAGCAACGUAACAACAAGAAGAUAAAGACAAAAAGUCCGGCCAGUUCAGAUACAGAAGAGGAUGUUAGUAAACCCCAACUAAUAUCGCAAAAAGUAAAAUCACACAAAAUAAGGCGUCCCAAAUUAGUUGACAAUGGCCAAUUUGAUAAUAACCCAUUUAUGUCAUUACACAUGCACGACUCUGAGACCGAUUGGAGCUCUUCUGCCGAAGACGCAGAUACCGAUGAAUGUGAGAUAGAAUUACAACUAGAGAGUGUUAAGACCUCCACCACCCAAACCCACUGCUACAACGAAUCGGAAAGAUCACAAAAUAAAAAGCAUAUAAAAAAUACCAAAUCGGAACCUCAACAUCCAACCUACGUCUCGAAAAAAGUUAUUGAAAAGGAUGCUAAAUCUCGUGACCAAUUAAGCACACGCGAUGCAAGUGGUAAAAUUGGUGGGGCAUCCAAGCAUCAAAACAAAAAUACUGCUAACAAAGGUUCGAAAGCACAACAAAAUGAAAAACUUUCGUCGCUUCCCAGUUCCAUAAGGCAGAAUGCUACAUUUCAGGAGAAAAACUCUCGAAUAUGUAGCAGUAGUAAUCAACAUCUGUCAAAGAACUCGUCUGCUGCAGGGCAACCAACUGCAUACGCUAGUAAUAGAAAAACGAAAAAUGACAAACGAUCAAAUGCGGUAAAUGCAGCGGCACAAAACUCGAAAUCGAAUGCAACUAAUGCCAAGAACAGCAAUCCCAACCGACCUCAAGCGAAAAACCUCCCUUCCAGCUCUAACCGCCCUCUAGCGGUUAAUGCCCCCCAUUUAUCGGCAGAAAGUGUUGGCAAUCAAAAGAUGUCCGCCACUGGUAAUGGGGGAGGUUGUGUUGGCGUGGUCGAAGGCAAAAAUAAUAAACGAUCUCAACGCAACAAGAAAUUCCAGCACAAGGGCAACAACUUGUCUCAACAUCAGAAUUGCUGUUCCGGUAUACCAAACAAUAUGGGCUACUUCAACCCAAACGAAGUGAAUAUCAUACCUUCCACAAAUCAUUCAAUACCACUCCAAAGUGCUGCAGGACAAAAUUGUUCUUAUCAAAGUCUCGCCGAACAAAUGCAAGCUAUGCGUUUGGGUGGCAAUGUAGUAAAUCAGCAAAUGUCUCCGACUCGAAGUCGAGCGCCCCAGUACCAGCACCGCCUUCAAAUCACAAAUAAUAAUAACAAUAUUAGUAUUAUGGAUCAAUUAAAUCGUGGCGUGCAAGUGGAAAAUCUAUCGCUGCCACCCGGUAUUACGUUGACUAAGGUAGACCCAAUUAAAAGCGAACAACUACGCCAAAAAUCAGAAUCUAUUAAAAAAUUGGCAAAACCCCUGCAACAGGCGCAACAGACAACGCAAACAUUCCAUCAUUCCCCAAUGGGUACAACUAUUAUUGCGCCGCCUGUAACUCCCAUGUCCAAUUUCUUUGGUACACCCUAUGCUGUGAAUUCUAUGGUUCCCACCGCCCUUGAUCAACAAAGUGGAAUUAUCAUGGUUGAAGCCAAUCCACCAAAAUCGUCUACAUCAACCACAACUUCGACAACAACUUCCUGCAGCAAUAAGCAGUCAAAAAAUAAAAAGAGGAACAACAAAUCGAAAGCUACUAACAGUGGCUCGUGCCCUAUGGGAAAUCCUGGACAUGCCAGUGCCAGCCAGGAAAAGAAUGGUGCGGCCAGUACUGGUCAGCCAAAAAUGAUUACCCUAAGAAAUCCAAUGUUCCACGGUGGUCCUGCAAACGCCCCAGCUACUAUGAUGCAACAGCCAGGAUUAAUACAAGGUCGUCCAUUGGAAACAUAUCCAAUGGCUGCUCCAUUGCCCGUGGACCAACCAGCUGCAAUCAUCAAAAAUGAAAAUGGAAUGUAUACCAUACGGAACCCGGCAUUACACCAGGCCGUUACCAAUGGUUUAGUACUCGGUGGUUAUAGGCAGUUUGGCAAUGUUAAUUUUUAUACACCUCAAGAGGCUGCAGCUGAGGCUACAAAAGCUACAAUGCAACAGCCAAAACAACCGAAGGAGAUUAACACGAGUUCAUCAACCGCCACAUCCUUUUCAUAUUUCUCUAAUGACAUGAUACCCACAAAUGCAUCUCACAAUAACAUAAGUAUUAGUUGUACCAGUGUUGGCGGCAGCAGUGGCGAAAACACUAUCAGCCCGCAAAGUACAGUAGGAGGUUUAACAGGUGAAGCAGCUGUUAUACAGCGCCCGACUCCCGCUACAAAAUGUAUUUCAGCCAUAGGUAGCGAAAUAAAAAGUGCCCAGCAGCAGAAACAGAAGUCUAAGGAGCAACAAUGGUCGCAUUUCGUACCCGAUACAUUGUCACGAAACAAAUCCGACAAUUUUACAAAUAACACACCGUUUUUGAGCUCCGUAGCCGAACGGACAUCAUCUUCAUCGGUUGCGGACAUGACCCUGCAAGAGAAAUACCAACAGUCCAAAUAUUACAAUGGUUUUGAUGUCUUCAGUAGUGGGGGUAGCAGUUCAUCCGCCACAGCCGCUCCACAUAUCCAUCAUAGUUGCGGAGAUGAUUCGCCACCUCCGUCUAUUACUGGUUACAACUCAUAUCUCGACGGCAUACCAAACACUGGGGUUAUUCGUUAUGACGAUGCCUCAUUUUUGAAGAAUUUAAUACCAGGACAAAAUCUGAAUACUGAGGUCUCCAUUCACAACGUUAACGACUCGAAUUUUGCUCGAAAUGCUAAUUCGCCACAGGCUCAUCGCGUGGAAAUCACACCAGUUUUCUGUGGUAAUCGGCCGCAAUCUACAAGUCUUUAUGAGGCAAAUGCAGCUCAAAAUAAUCAAACAAAUUAUCGAGGAAAUUAUCGUGAGCAGAUGAGUGACUUUAACAAUGAUUCCAACUUAUAUACCGGCAAUAAUAUCCCCAUGAAUCUUACCGAUCUGGAACCUGCGAUGAAAUACGAUUUUGAACCUUCACCCACAUCAAUAGCAAAUACAGCAUCAAGUGAUAACCGUAAUUCAAUAUUAGAUCUUAACAACUUACUAAACAAUAAAAAUGGAACCACUGGCCCAGCCAGCCAUUGCACAUCGCCAUACAUGGACGAAAAUACUAUAGACGGUUUUGUACAAAACAUGAAUUCCUUACGCAUCUCUUCGGCCUCGACUGCAGCAGACGAGCAAAGCUCUCAAAUAAAUGGCAGUGACAUUGGUCACACGCCGAGUUCCAAUGUAUCAAACGGGGGCUGGUGGUAAACAGUUAUUAGCCCAUGACACCUACAUUCAUAACUUAAACCUGUAUUCACCGCUGCUUUGGAUGUGCUCUCAUACAACAGACUUUUAAAUUAAAAGCUAUUCAAAGAAUAGAUUCUCUUUCCCCAUUUAACAUUAUAUGGUAAUAUUAUUAUUUGCAAUAUAUUCAAUACAAACAAUAAAGAAGAAAUAUAAACACA
Stomoxys calcitrans (stable fly) is the source of this 9459-nucleotide messenger RNA. RefSeq lists its product as uncharacterized. The transcript has 17 exons. NCBI's taxonomy places the organism in Eukaryota, Metazoa, Arthropoda, Insecta, Diptera, Muscidae. Bases 440 to 9262 code for a protein of 2940 amino acids. The record is from RefSeq and is a predicted model, not a curated record.